Molecule: messenger RNA, 1683 nt
Organism: Lemur catta (Ring-tailed lemur)
Lineage: Eukaryota; Metazoa; Chordata; Mammalia; Primates; Lemuridae
Gene: LGALS9
Product: galectin 9
Exons: 10
Coding region: 39-1055 (338 amino acids)
Biological process (GO): negative regulation of CD4-positive, alpha-beta T cell proliferation; negative regulation of type II interferon production; positive regulation of gene expression
Cellular component (GO): nucleus; cytosol
Molecular function (GO): galactoside binding; carbohydrate binding
Source: RefSeq, a predicted model, not a curated record
AGGACUGCCCGGCUGGUGAGAAAGACGGCGGAGGACAGAUGGCCGCCAGCAGGGUCCAAGCUCCUUACCUGAGCCCGGUGGUCCCUUUUUCUGGGGCAAUCCAAGGGGGUCUCCAGGAUGGACUUCAGAUCACCGUCAAUGGCUCCGUUCUUAACUCCAGGGAAAACAGGUUUGCUGUGAACUUGCAGAUUGGCUUCAGUGACAAUGACAUUGCCUUCCACUUCAACCCUCGCUUUGAAAACGGAGGAUAUGUGGUCUGCAACACGAGGCAGAAAGGACGCUGGGGGCCAGAGGAGAGGAAGAUGCAAAUGCCCUUCCAGAAGGGGAGGCCCUUUGAGCUCUGCUUCCUGGUGCAGAGCUCGGAUUUCAAGGUGACGGUGAACGGCAGCUUCUUUGUGCAGUACUCACACCGCGUGCCCUUCCACCGCGUGGACACCAUCUCUGUGGCCGGCUCUGUGCAGCUGUCCUGCAUCACCUUCCAGAACACCCGUGCAGCCCUCGCCCAGCCUGCCUACUCCAUGCCGCUGUUCUCCCAGCCUGUCCGCUUCCCCCACAGGCCCAGGGGCCGCAAACCAAAGCCGCCGGGCCUGCGUCCUGCCUACCAAGCCCCCUUUAUUCCUACCAUCCCACCUAUGGUGUACCCCAACACGACCUAUCCGAUGCCUUUCUUCACCUCCAUCCCAGGCGGGCUGCACCCGUCCAAGUGCAUCGUCCUGUCGGGCACUGUCCUGCCCAGCGCGCAGAAGUUCCACAUCAACCUGCGCUCGGGGACUGACAUCGCCUUCCACCUGAACCCCCGUUUCGAUGAGAACGCUGUGGUCCGGAACACCCAGGUCGAUAGCUUUUGGGGGCCUGAGGAGCGAAGCCUGCCCCGAAAAAUGCCCUUCACCCGAGGCCAGAGCUUCUUGGUGUGUAUCAUGUGUGAAAGCCACUGCCUCAAGGUGGCCGUGGAUGGCCAGCACCUGUUUGAGUACUACCACCGCCUGAAGAACCUGCCGGCCAUCAACAGCCUGGAAGUGGGGGGCGACGUGCUGCUGACGCACGUGCAGACAUAGGUGGGCUCCCUGGGCCUGGGGACGAGGGCUGGAGCGAGUUGCUGCCUGAGCCUCCCCAGCACGUCCCCUUCCCAGCCCCAGCCCCACCCUCUCCACCGUGCCCAGGCCCGGGGCUGCCCUGCAGAGGCAGGUCCUUCUCUGCCCUGCUCCUGGCUGCCCCCAGCCUGGAGGGGAGACGGCGGCCAGCUGGGAUGGCCUCGCUUAGCCGGGGCAGAACCUGGGGCUCCGGCUGUCCUGAUCCUGCCGUCCAAGGAUAGGGGUGCAGGAGGAAGUGGGGUGCAGCCCCAUGUUCAGUCCCCUGGGCAGAGUCAGGGUCCUGAGCCUUCCCAAGCCCCAAGCCUGGACCUACACCCCAUCUGGCUCUCAACCACCUGCCUGUCCCCCAUGCAACUCCACCCCCAUUCCAAGCCACCAGCUGUCCACUCCUGGUGGGAAGUGACCUCCUCUGCCCCUUCCCUUCCUCUGACCUUUGACCUCACUCUCCUACCUUGUAUCAACCCUUCACUCCCUCCAGGAAAGCUACCCUGAUGACAUCCCACUGGCCCCCACCAACUGACCAGCACUUCUCUCUCAUCAGGGGGCUCUCUUCUGCCCCAGCGUCUUUCCAAUAAAGAAAUAAAAACAUGCG